Molecule: messenger RNA, 4226 nt
Organism: Vicugna pacos (alpaca)
Lineage: Eukaryota; Metazoa; Chordata; Mammalia; Artiodactyla; Camelidae
Source: RefSeq, a predicted model, not a curated record
UGUCUUUACGUCUCUUUGCAGGUGGAGGAAGACAGGUGCCCCUUGGGCACGAAGACAGGCUCGCUUAGUCGUCAGUCAUUUAAGCUGAGUGCAUUGUGAUUUCCAAUAAUUGAGGCAGUGGUUCUAAAAGCUGUCUACAUUAAUGAAAAGAGCAAUGUGGCCAGCUUGACUAAGCCGCCAGCGUGUGCAGCGCGGGCAGGACGGCGCCUGGGUCUCGGCGGACUUGUGCAUGUUAGCUGUGUAGAUUUAUGUAAGGUUUUUAAAACUCUGGUCUUUUAAAGUAGUCUUACCCACUUUCACUAUGGAGACAUGUGAGAGUCCCUCUCCUCUCCCGCGUGAGCCCGCAGGAGGAGCGGUGAUGGAGAACCGAGCUUGCCCCCUCCAAGCGCUGCCCCGUGAACAGUCUCCACCACCUCCCCUGCAAACGUCCAGUGAUGCAGAGGUAAUGGACGUUGGCUCUGGUGGUGAUGGACAGGCCGAACCCCCUGCCGAGGACCCGCUCAACUUCUACGGAGCGUCUCUUCUCUCCAGAGGAUCCUUCUCUAAGGCCCGCCUCCUCGUAGACCCGAACUGUAGUGGCCACAGCCCGCGCACCGCCCGGCACGCACCUGCGGUCCGGAAGUUCUCCCCUGACCUUAAGUUGCUUAAGGAUGUAAAGAUUAGCGUGAGCUUUACCGAGAGCUGCAGGAGUAAGGACAGGAAGGUGCUGUACACAGGAGCGGAGCGCGACGUGCGGGCGGAGUGCGGUCUGGCCCUUAGCCCUGUCAGUGGAGACGUGCAUGCUUGUCCCUUUGGCGGGAGUGUCGGUAACGGGGUAGGCAUAGGGGGUGAGAGUGCUGAUAAGAAGGAUGAGGAGAAUGAGCUGGAUCAGGAAAAGAGAGUGGAGUAUGCAGUGCUCGAUGAGUUAGAAGAUUUUACUGAGAAUUUGGAGCUAGAUGAAGAAGGAGCAGGCGGGUUCACGGCUAAAGCCAUCGUGCAGAGAGACAGAGUGGACGAAGAGGCCUUGAAUUUCUCCUACGAGGACGACUUUGACAACGAUGUCGACGCCCUACUGGAAGAGGGCCUCUGCGCUCCCAAGAAGAGGCGGGUGGAGGAGAGGUACGGGGCAGACAGUGACCAUCCGUCAGACGGAGAGACGAGCGUGCAGCCCAUGAUGACCAAAAUCAAAACAGUACUCAAAAGUCGUGGCCGCCCCCCGACAGAGCCGUUGCCCGAUGGGUGGAUCAUGACGUUCCAUAACUCCGGAGUCCCUGUGUACCUGCACCGAGAGUCGCGGGUGGUCACCUGGUCCAGGCCGUACUUCUUGGGAACGGGAAGCAUACGGAAACACGACCCUCCUCUGAGUAGCAUCCCCUGCCUGCAUUACAAGAAAAUGAAGGACAACGAGGAGAGGGAGCAGAGCAGUGAGCUCGCGUCCGGUGGGGAGGUGUCCCCGGCCAAGCCCCCAAGCCGGUCUGCGGAGCUGGAGCCCCCACCGGAGGAGCCCGACUCCUUGGGGGCCGACUCGGGGCCCCCAGAUGAGAAAGACGCACUGGGGGCCGAGGCCGCCCCUGGGGCCCUGGGGCAGGUGAAGGCCAAGGUGGAAGUGUGCAAAGAUGAGUCAGUCGACCUCGAGGAAUUUCGGAACUACCUAGAGAAACGCUUUGACUUCGAGCAAGUUACCGUGAAGAAAUUCAGGACGUGGGCUGAGCGUCGGCAGUUCAAUCGAGAAAUGAAGCGAAAACAGGCCGAGUCAGAGAGGCCCAUCCUGCCGGCCAACCAGAAGCUCAUCACUCUGUCUGUGCAGGAUGCACCCACGAAGAAAGAGUUUGUCAUUAACCCCAACGGAAAGUCUGAGGUCUGCAUUCUGCACGAGUACAUGCAGCGAGUGCUCAAGGUCCGCCCUGUGUACAACUUCUUUGAAUGUGAGAACCCAAGUGAACCUUUUGGUGCCUCGGUGACCAUUGACGGUGUGACCUAUGGAUCUGGAACUGCGAGCAGCAAAAAACUAGCGAAGAACAAAGCUGCUCGGGCUACGCUGGAAAUCCUCAUCCCUGACUUUGUUAAACAGACGUCCGAGGAGAAGCCCAAGGACAGCGAGGAGCUGGAGUACUUCAACCACAUCAGCAUCGAGGACUCGCGGGUCUACGAGCUGACCAGCAAGGCCGGGUUGCUGUCUCCCUACCAGAUCCUCCAUGAGUGCCUUAAAAGAAACCAUGGAAUGGGGGACACCUCCAUCAAGUUUGAAGUGGUUCCUGGUAAAAACCAGAAGAGUGAAUACGUCAUGGCGUGUGGCAAGCACACAGUGCGCGGCUGGUGUAAGAAUAAGCGAGUUGGGAAACAGUUAGCCUCCCAGAAAAUCCUUCAGCUGCUGCACCCACACGUGAAGAACUGGGGAUCUUUGCUUCGCAUGUAUGGCCGGGAAAGCAGCAAGAUGGUCAAACAGGAGACCUCGGACAAGAGCGUGAUUGAGUUGCAGCAGUUUGCCCGGAAGAACAAGCCAAACCUGCACAUCCUGAGCAAGCUGCAAGAGGAGAUGCGGAGGCUGGCAGAGGAGAGGGAGGAGACACGGAAGAAGCCCAAGAUGUCCAUCGUGGCGUCUGCGCAGCCUGGUGGGGAGCCCCUGUGCACGGUGGACGUGUGAGGGAGGCGGCAGGACCGGGCUCAAGGCCGCCUGCUCCGCUGUGGACAGUCCACACUGCUUGCUCUGCAGCCUCGGGCUCCGGUCUAAGGUCCUCCCCUGCAGCUGCAUAUCUGAGACGGGGACAGCCAGGGCCACCCCCAGGUCUGAGCGGACGUGUUCCAGCAUCAACUCAGCCUCCGCACAAGUGGAAGCCAAGAGCUUGAAGGUCGCUGUGGUCUCUGCUCGUGUGGACUUGCUCCAGACCGGUUUUAUGAAGGUUUCCAUGAAUUUUAGUAUAUCACGUGCACUGACCAGCAGUGAUAGUUGGAUAACAUGAAAUGAGAAAGCCCUGUGCCUGCAGCUCCCGUGGGCACCGCAGGGCCCUGGUCAGAAGUGUGCGCCUGCACCCCACAUCCCCUUCCCUGCCUCCGGUGUUUUCUUUUCUUUUCUGAAAAAGUUACAAUAGGAAGGAGUAUUUUAGAACUUUUAAGUUUAAAAUAAGCUUCAGCAUCAGAACUAUUUUUCAGAGAUUGCAGGCAAACCAUCAAGGUGUAUGAUUCUUCACCUUGAAACGCAUUGCCAGUGGGUGAAGUCACCUGGCCCCACCUGGCCUGCCAUCCUGGCCCCAGGCUGGGAUGCUGUUUGUUUUUUUGAGCAAGUCUUAAUGCCCCAAACACGCCUUCUUAGAACACUGAGGCCCCUCAUCCUCACUGGCCUCUGGCAACUUUUUACUAAAUUUUUGCACAGUGAAGUCCAUCUCCACCCAUCAAUUUUUAAAGCUUUUAUGAUAUUUUAGCAUUUGGGAAGAAACUUUUUCGAUGAGAGUAGAAGAUAGAUUUGGAAUCAUGUAGCAGAUAUGAACAAUUAAUGCAUUUUAGCUUGUGGACUUAUUUAGAGGAGACAAGGACCUUCAGUGCAGCCAGUUCUCAAUUGCAGGCUGGCGUGAACACGUGGAAGGAGUCCUGCGCCGUGUGAUGGCGCAGGAUUUCUAGAGCAGCCACCCUGUGUGGCCUGGUCUGGUGACCAGCAGUCUGCUCUCCAGGUGGCCCCUGUGGACGGGUGUGCAGUAGUCUGUCCCUACCCUGAGCCCCAGGGGACAUGGCUGAGCUUGGGGCCCUGGGAUGUCCCCAUGUGAGCUGGUGGUAGUGAGCCAUUGGCUCCUGCCCCCCAGCACCUGUUGAGGACGCAUGUGCUCACGGCGGCACCCCUUCCUCACCCCAACGUGACCGGGGUCAGCUCCCAUGCUGACCCUUGUAGGACAGAGCCCACAGGCAAGUUGCUGUAAUUACACUUUCAUGUGUCUCGCCCUGUCUGCAGUUGUGAAUAACCACCUGACCAGGACUGUUUGCCCUUAAAACAGCCAGAUGCACCAUCACAAACCAAAGCUUUGUGCACAUGUUCUUAGAGGCAGGCGAGCCUCGCCACGGCCUCCCUAGGUCCCCCUCCCUCUGUGCCCUGUGUGCAGGUGCCAGUGCCAUGUGAACAGUCGUGUUGUGGGGGCAGAGGGCAGCGAGAACCUGUGUUGAGGCCACCACUCCCCACAUAUUUCCCACGUGGCAGCUGGACCAUGGCUGUAAGGACGAGCCCUGAUUGUCCAAAUGCAUAAAUUAAAUCUAUCCAAAAA